AUGCCCUGCCGCCAGGGAGUGACACGAGCAGUGUUGAGUCUCAUUCUCCUACUCCAACCUGUACUAGCAGCAGGAUCGACUACACUAGUAGUAUCGGCAUCCAGUUCAUCAGUAUCAGCCCAUACGGCCAACCCAUCGAGGUUGUCCUCGGCCCCGUCAAAAUGCAAUGGCCACUCGGAAUUUUGCACGCGAUCAUACUCGAAUAUUACAUUCGUAGGCUCUCACGACGCCCCCUUUGUGGGGCCAUUGCCCCAGCAAAAUCAGAAUAUUGACAUCAAAGCCCAACUGGACAUGGGAAUCCGCUAUCUGCAAGCGCAGACACAUCACUCUCCCCUUGACAAGAAGACCCUGCAGCUCUGUCAUACAUCAUGCUUCCUUGAGGAUGCAGGCACUUUGAAGAACUUCCUAGUAACCAUCAAGAAGUGGCUGGAUGCAAAUCCAAACGAGGUGGUGACGCUUCUCUUGACGAAUGGGGACUCCAUCUCCAUCUCUGAAUUUGGAGAGACACUCUCCAGCAGUGGGAUCACCAAAUAUGCCUACGUCCCUAUUACAAACCCAUUAUCAAUCUCGGACUGGCCAACCCUGGGUGAAUUCAUAUCCAGUGGAAAGCGCCUAGUUGUCUUCCUAGAUUAUGGCGCCAAUACUAAACAAGUUAGCUUCAUUCAAGAUGAAUUCGCUUACUACUUUGAAACUGCCUACGAUGUCACCGAUCCCUCGUUCUCGAGUUGCAGCAUCGAUCGACCCCCCAAAGCUUCGGCGACGGGUCGCAUGGGCAUUGUGAAUCAUUUCCUGGAUAUCGAUAUCUUCGGCGUGAAGGUUCCUGCCCGAGACAAGGCUGGAACCACAAAUGCUGCGUCGGGAAAGGGCAGUAUCGGUGCUCAGGCAAGUUUGUGUGAAGGGUUGUAUGGGCGUGCGCCAAAUGUGAUUUUGGCCGAUUUUGUGGACAAGGGGCAGGUUAUAAAAGCCCAGAAUGCCUUGAAUGGGUUGUAG
This is a messenger RNA of Penicillium olsonii, 990 nucleotides long. NCBI's taxonomy places the organism in Eukaryota, Fungi, Ascomycota, Eurotiomycetes, Eurotiales, Aspergillaceae. The record is from the annotation of a GenBank genome assembly.